Micropterus salmoides (largemouth bass) is the source of this 3668-nucleotide messenger RNA. It is a transcript of the gene borcs6, whose product is annotated as BLOC-1 related complex subunit 6. Gene Ontology annotation, biological process: lysosome localization. Bases 131 to 1444 code for a protein of 437 amino acids. The transcript is spliced from 7 exons. Gene Ontology annotation, cellular component: BORC complex. The record is from RefSeq and is a predicted model, not a curated record. Lineage: Eukaryota; Metazoa; Chordata; Actinopteri; Centrarchiformes; Centrarchidae.
UGAAAAGCUUUCUUUUUUUGUUUCAUUUUUGAGAGGCGGAACUGUUCUGUUGAGAUUCGUGGGGAAGGUUUUUCCAAUCGGACUCCUUUGCUGCUUACGUUUUCUAAAUAGAAACUACACUGGUGGAGGGAUGAGCCUCUCCCCUGUGAUUGCCACUGAAGUGCCAGAAACUGCUAACGGGGUUAUGAUACCCGUCUCUUCAGAAAACGGCCCUCACGUUACGAUCUCAGUGAAAUGUGGGAGGAACAGAGGGCUCUGUCCUGGGGAGGCGUCAGAAGAUGGAGCCCUCGGAUACACAGAGAGCCAUGUAGAUGGGGAAAGUAGAGUUUACGAUGGCGAAUACCGCUUGGAUACAAAGAUGUACAAUAAUGAGAGAACAUCUAAUUCAUCACACAGCUUUCAUGCGACAGACCUCUGCCUCCCUGCUGCCACACUCACAGAUGACUCAGAAUUAGGUUCCAAACACACAGGCAUUCCUGUGGUCUUUAACACUGUUAAGGCCCCUGGUGCAGCUCUGGUGUGGGACUCAACACAGCGGGCUCAAUUCAAAGACUCUUCUCAGCGAGAAUACAGACAUCAGACAGAGGCAAAGAGUGUAGAUGGAGGCACUGACAGCCAGCAAGAGAAGAAAGAUGGAGAGAAGAAGAAACAGGAUAACCAAGAACAGUGGAUUCAUCAGCAUGCAUCAGGACGAACAGAGGUGGAGUCUUCACGACACUACUCCUCCUCUGCCCCUGGUGCUAGCACCUCUUCCUCUUCUCCACCUCCUCUUCUUCCCUCGGAUGAUGCUCCUUGCCCCCCUCAUGUCAUGGCUCAGGUCUGGGUACGCAAUGUCCGGGGGAUGCAGGACAGCAAGAGCCUGGAUGAAAUCAGCCAAGCAUGUGGAGGUGGUUUAGGGGCCCGAGGAGGGGGCAGAGGUGGCCAGUCAGAGGGCCGACGGGCCACAAUCUCCUCGGCUCUUGAGCUAGAGGGGACUGUCAGUCAUGAAGGAGACCUGACUAACUUCAUUACCAAGAACCUGGAGCAGAAAAUCAAAAUGAGCUCCAAGCCCGGUCUCGACUGCAGUGACUCGGACUGUUCAGGUCCCAUCUACCGAAGCCGCGGGUUGUCACGGAGACCAGCUGAUAUUCCUCCUAUUGAUCCCGCUGUCCUACUGGAUCUUCAGAGACACACCCAAGAAGUGGCGCAAAGUGUUGAGAUGAUGAUGCAGAGCCUCAAUGGAACCAUCCAGAAUAUGACAGCUCUGAGUGUGGGCUACAUCCAGACCUACAGAGACUCAGUUGACAGCCUGGGAGAGUCUGUGGACAUGAGUAUAAAGGGCAUGUACACGCUGAUGGCUCGCUGCGAGGAGUUGGAUCGUUCCAUGCAGCCUAUACACACCCUGGCGGCACAAAUCCGCGACAUCAAACGCACCCUGGAUGCUCUGGAGGGUAUCUGCAAGUAACCCUACUUCUCCAGCACGCAUACACAUCCCAGCUGCAAAGAUCCAACAUCAAGCACAUCCUGGACAAGGUUGCAAGUAAACCCACUUUUCUGCAGCUACCACACACACACUGCAGUGAAGAUUAAGUGCACCUCUGGAUUCUUGUAACUGUUGCUACUAGGCAUGCUGGAUGAUUGGCGCUCAUGGUCCUUUCGCCUGUCCCAUCAGUUGAAGAUAACUAUGUUUGUCUUGUGAGAUAUCAAUUGAAUUGGGUUUGAUUUCAUCUCGAGUGAGCUUUCUCCUCUUUUGUUUUUUUUAAAAAGCAACCUCACUUCCUCUAUUGAAGUUGCUAUGAGCAAACAGAUCCUUGAAGAUGUGUGGUCAGUUGCUCUAUUUUCCUACUUUUAAGUCUAAGGAGUAAUAGUGUGUUAUUUUCCGUCCAGCCCGCUUCGUUCAGAUUGCACUAACCCUUUCUCCCCACAUGGGGGUGAUGUUUCUCCUCUGUGUGUGUCUUCAUUUUUGGAGGGGCCAGGAUGAACUGCUCAGAAGAAGGUGAUUUUUGCACAGAAACAGAAAGUCUAUUUUUUAAUGUUAUGCAACAAAUAUCCAAUGUUUUUCAAUGCAGGCUAAAUGAGAGGAGGGGAGCUUUAUGUCUGCCUGUCCAUCUUUUUUUUUUUUUUUUAUGUGUAUUUAUUCCGUUUCUGAGCAUGCUUGCAUUUUCAACUAAACUGUUACUCAUUGUCACUGGGAAAUGACCAGUACAACCACCACUGGUGGCCACUGAACAGUCACACUGGAGCAUUUUGUCAAAGGUAAUGAAAGUAUUUUCAUUUUUCUUCACUCUCAGACUGUCCAUUAAUUCAAAACUGUAUACCUUUAAAUCCCAGGUUUGCUUCUCUAAUUUAAAGCUUCCUCCAGACAUGUGCCAUAAGAUCCUAAAUCUGACUUUCCUCCUCUGUAUCAAUGCAGUGCAGAACAUAACUGGAAAAAUAUCUUGUAGACUACACAGUGGCUUUAAAUCCUUGUAAAGCUUCAGAUACUUAUAAUAUGACUUUAAAAUAUCAUCAAAACACCACAUGCAAGGCAGAUUCAUUUAGCCAUUUUUCAUGAAAUUUGAAGCUAUUGAAAAUGCUAAAAUUUCCACGCGUGCAAGUAGCUAAUAAACUGCUCAGUGUGUCAUUAAUUGGAUUGUUGUUUCAGUUUUGAUUCACGCAAUUUAAAGAAAUUAUAUAUGUAUUAGAAAAGUUAAAUUUUAAAUCCAUUAAUUCUUCUUGCCAGGUGAGGACUUAGCAGCUUAUCUUAAACCAUAUAUGAAUUAAUUUGUAGUUUUGGCUGUAAAUUUAAGUUUUAGUCAGUUAAGUUAGAAGUAAGAUUGUACUGAACAGUCACAGAGAAAUUACACAAACAACGGUUAAAUUGCUGUGAAGCAUGUACUCGCUUUUUGUUUUCUUUAGCUUUGAUAAGAAUGAAAACUUUCAACAAAGUAGAAUUAUAUCUGGGAAACAGCACUGGAUGUAGUUGGGACAAAGCCCACAAACUGUCUCACAUGUAACUGAUGACAAAGUAAUUUAUGCGCAUGGCUGUUGCUUUACCAACCUAAAGCCAUUUGCUGUCAUGGAGCAUUACCCUGUGCCAGUUAAGUCACUGUACUGGUGAAUGGGAUUUUGGGAUAUUUUAUCUACAAACCGUUAUCAGAGCAAUACUGCAGCAAAGUAAGUACACAUUUGAAUCAUGGCUCUGCAUUGCCUGAACUGUCUCUACCUGAGGCUCUGCACCUGUUAAUGUGUUUUCACUACUAUAGGAAAAGAUCAUGUUAUUGACUUCACAAAAAGCUGUAACUGCAUUCAUUGUAAAAUCUGCUCUUUGUUUCCUCGUCACUUUCCUUGACCUUGUCAGCAAAAAUAUGUGAAAAUUGUCGAGAGCUUAUAUUAGAGAAUAUAAUGAUCCUGGUUUCCCUUGAUAAUACUAAAAUUUACUCACAUGUCAGUGGUCGUAAAGAUGUAAAUGAUCUUUUGCAGAUUAAAGUAAAAAUGUAAAUUUGGGGUUGAGAAAGGAUUCUUGACAUGGGAGAUAUGAGAGGAAAUGUCAUUUUCUUGUUCAUGAUAUAAAUAAAUGUAUGAUUAAUGAAUUUUCUGUUGUACAAUCUGAUGCACCUGUGUAAAUAUGAUCUUUCUGUAACCAAAAAACAGUUUAGAUACCCUACAUCUUGUAUAUUUUAAUUAAAAUGACAAAUACAUUUACAUGA